Molecule: messenger RNA, 1278 nt
Organism: Grosmannia clavigera kw1407
Lineage: Eukaryota; Fungi; Ascomycota; Sordariomycetes; Ophiostomatales; Ophiostomataceae
Product: saccharopine dehydrogenase
Exons: 5
Coding region: 1-1278 (425 amino acids)
Biological process (GO): glycolipid biosynthetic process
Cellular component (GO): lipid droplet; mitochondrion; plasma membrane
Source: RefSeq, a predicted model, not a curated record
AUGACGCUUAAAACGCACGACCGUCCGUACGACAUUGUCGUCUUUGGCGCUUCCGGAUACACUGGUGCUUGUGUGGCUGAGCACAUCACGGCAAGCUUGCCAACGACGCUGAAAUGGGCGCUCGCUGGUCGCUCUCACGACAAGCUGACCAGGCUGGCCGCCCAGCUGAAGGAGUUGAAUGCUGACCGCAACCAGCCAGCCAUCGAAAUCGUUGCAGCCACCGACGAGGAUUUGGACAAGCUGGCCAAGAAGACGUUUGUGCUCAUCACCACCGUGGGCCCAUACAUCAAAUAUGGAGAGCCGGCAUUUCGGGCAUGUGCACAGAACGGCACCCAUUAUUUUGAUGUCACAGGAGAGGUGCCCUUUUCUGCUCGCAUGAUUCGCAAAUACGAAGCCGCAGCAAAACAAUCCGGUGCGAUCAUGCUGCCCCAGUGCGGAAUUGAGUCGGCCCCGGCCGAUCUUGUCACCUGGAUGGUUGCAAAGACUAUCCGGCAGCAGCUUAAGGCCAACACUGCAGAUGUGACCGUAGCCAUGGCGGCUCCUUCUGGUGGCACACUCAAUACUGUAUUCACUGGCGCUGAGUUAGUCACUCUCAAGGAGCUGCGCGAAACCAUGGCCCCGUUCGCACUGUCGCCAGUGCUCAAGAACAAUCCGACGCGGGGCCAGUUCUCAAUUCUCCAGUUGCUGACGGGCAUCAUCCGGGUUCCGAACCUUGGCUUGCUGACGACUGCCUUGGCCGGCUCUUCUGAUGCGGCCCUCGUCGAGCGCACAUGGGGUCUGCUCUCAAGCACGCCAUCCCGGGAGCAAGAGUCUUACGGGCCCAACUUUUCCUUCUGCGAAUACGCGCGUGUGCGAAGCCGUCUCCAGGGCUUUAUCAUUCACUGGGGUUUGGCUGUUGGCAGCGUCCUCCUGUUCACGCUGCCCCCUUUACGCUGGCUCGCCAGGCGAUUCGUCUAUCAGCCAGGCGAAGGUGCCACAAAAGAACAGAGUAAGAGGGACCGGAUCGAAUGUCGCGCAAUCGGCAAUCCAGACUUCGACGUCGCUACCGAGACUGGGAAGCCACGACAGCAGGCUUUUGGCCGGGUAUUGUACAAGGGAAGUAUCUAUGCGCUCACCGGCGCUCUCGUGGCCGAGGGUGCCCUGACGGUGCUAGAAGAUGAUGUCCGGCUGGACGGAGGCAUCUAUACUGCAGCCCUUCUUGGCCAAGGGUUUAUCGAUCGACUUGAAAAGGCAGGCGUGGAAUUUGAGGCAAAGGUGAUUGAUGUCAGUGAACAGUAA